Larimichthys crocea (large yellow croaker) is the source of this 8343-nucleotide messenger RNA. It is a transcript of the gene adgrf8, whose product is annotated as adhesion G protein-coupled receptor F8. Gene Ontology annotation, biological process: cell surface receptor signaling pathway; adenylate cyclase-activating G protein-coupled receptor signaling pathway. Lineage: Eukaryota; Metazoa; Chordata; Actinopteri; Sciaenidae. The transcript has 56 exons. Bases 40 to 7740 code for a protein of 2566 amino acids. Gene Ontology annotation, molecular function: G protein-coupled receptor activity. The record is from RefSeq and is a predicted model, not a curated record. Gene Ontology annotation, cellular component: membrane.
CACAUAAAGUUACCUUGAAGAGGACAACACAUUAAAGGAAUGGCAAUAUCUAAGAAUGGCUUGACCAUUCUCGCCCUUCUAGUCACACUUAUUAUUUUGGAAACAGGGAACGACAUUGAAUUUUCAAGCCCGGCUUUACCGGCAAAUGAUAAAGAAGAAUACUUUCUACCUCACACGAGGGAGAAAAGGGAUGUGACUACCGGCCAAUGGGAUUACAUCAUCGAUGUUGUGAUGAAUGUCUCUAACGUAGAAACCUUUGAGCUGAUUCAGAACUCCUUAAAUGCUACUAGUCUUCCUAUACAACUUGAUAACAACACAAAGAUCACUGACGUUAGCGUCACAACAGUGUGUUCCUCAAAUGGCACCGGCUUCCAGUGUAGAUGUGAGGAACAAUUUGCUUGGCCAUACAGCACCUGUGUCUCAUACGGAGCCUGUGAUUACAUAUCCAGUGGCAUCUGUAAAUGCAUCAAUGCUAUUCCAGCUGAUGGCCAGUCCUGCCAGCCAAUAUCAAAGCUGCUAGUUAAGGUUGAGUACACAGUCGAUCUGGAGCUCAAUGUUACAGAUGUCACGACAGUGGACUACCUUAGGAGCCUCCUGAACAAUGACAGCUUUGCCCUGACCUUGGGUCCCACUGUGAAUGUCACAGACAUUGACAUCACCACAGUGUGUUACCUAAAUGGGACGGACUUCCAGUGCAGAUGUGAAGAUCAGUAUGUUUGGUCAUAUGUUAACUGUAUUACAUACGGAGCCUGUGAUGACAUCAUCGAUGGCACAUGUGGGUGUAUCAACAGUAUUCCCUCCAGUGGGCAACACUGCGAGCCGAGAAAAGUUGUUUAUGAAUACGAGGUUUUCAUUGAAGUGAACACUACAGACGCAGAUCAACUGAGGAACACUGUGAAUAAUAUCACUUUCCCUGUACAAAUUAACACGCAAAUCAACAUCUCAGAUACUGUCAUCACUACAGUUUGCAGCCAAAAUGGCAAUGAGGUUCAGUGCCGCUGUGAGGAUGACCACCGUUGGCCUUGUGACAAGUGUGCCACCUAUGGGACAUGUGAAGGUGGUACAAACAACACAUGUGGGUGCAUAAAAGCUUUUCCCACAGAUGGACAGUAUUGUCUUUCAAUACACCAUCAAAACUAUACAGUUUGCGAAUCUCCUCCAGCUGUUUAUGAAUACAUCAUCUCUGUUGAGUUGAACAUCUCAGAUGUUGCAGUGAUAAAUGGACUGAGGACCAUUCUGAACAACAUCAGUUACCCCAUCAGCAUCAACAACCACAUACAAAUCUCUGACGUCAACAUUUCCACAGUUUGCUCUCCGAGCAGUGGUGGUUUCCAGUGCAGAUGUGAGGAUCAGUAUCGUUGGUCAUGUGACCAGUGUUUCCAGCAUGGACCCUGUGACAACAUCACUGAUGACACAUGUGGAUGCAUCAAUGCCAUUCCUCCUGAUGGACAAUACUGCCAGUCUGUUUAUCAGCACAACUUCACAGCUUGUCCUGUUACAACAACCUCUCCACCAACAACUCCUCCAGCUGUUUAUGAAUACAUCAUCUCUGUUGAGUUGAACAUCUCAGAUGUUGCAGUGAUAAAUGGACUGAGGACCAUUCUGAACAACAUCAGUUACCCCAUCAGCAUCAACAACCACAUACAAAUCUCUGACGUCAACAUUUCCACAGUUUGCUCUCCGAGCAGUGGUGGUUUCCAGUGCAGAUGUGAGGAUCAGUAUCGUUGGUCAUGUGACCAGUGUUUCCAGCAUGGACCCUGUGACAACAUCACUGAUGACACAUGUGGAUGCAUCAAUGCCAUUCCUCCUGAUGGACAAUACUGCCAGUCUGUUUAUCAGCACAACUUCACAGCUUGUCCUGUUACAACAACCUCUCCACCAACAACUCCUCCAGCUGUUUAUGAAUACAUCAUCUCUGUUGAGUUGAACAUCUCAGAUGUUGCAGUGAUAAAUGGACUGAGGACCAUUCUGAACAACAUCAGUUACCCCAUCAGCAUCAACAACCACAUACAAAUCUCUGACGUCAACAUUUCCACAGUUUGCUCUCCGAGCAGUGGUGGUUUCCAGUGCAGAUGUGAGGAUCAGUAUCGUUGGUCAUGUGACCAGUGUUUCCAGCAUGGACCCUGUGACAACAUCACUGAUGACACAUGUGGAUGCAUCAAUGCCAUUCCUCCUGAUGGACAAUACUGCCAGUCUGUUAAUCAGCACAACUUCACAGCUUGUCCUGUUACAACAACCUCUCCACCAACAACUCCUCCAGCUGUUUAUGAAUACAUCAUCUCUGUUGAGUUGAACAUCUCAGAUGUUGCAGUGAUAAAUGGACUGAGGACCAUUCUGAACAACAUCAGUUACCCCAUCAGCAUCAACAACCACAUACAAAUCUCUGACGUCAACAUUUCCACAGUUUGCUCUCCGAGCAGUGGUGGUUUCCAGUGCAGAUGUGAGGAUCAGUAUCGGUGGUCAUGUGACCAGUGUUUCCAGCAUGGACCCUGUGACAACAUCACUGAUGACACAUGUGGAUGCAUCAAUGCCAUUCCUCCUGAUGGACAAUACUGCCAGUCUGUUUAUCAGCACAACUUCACAGCUUGUCCUGUUACAACAACCUCUCCACCAACAACUCCUCCAGCUGUUUAUGAAUACAUCAUCUCUGUUGAGUUGAACAUCUCAGAUGUUGCAGUGAUAAAUGGACUGAGGACCAUUCUGAACAACAUCAGUUACCCCAUCAGCAUCAACAACCACAUACAAAUCUCUGACGUCAACAUUUCCACAGUUUGCUCUCCGAGCAGUGGUGGUUUCCAGUGCAGAUGUGAGGAUCAGUAUCGUUGGUCAUGUGACCAGUGUUUCCAGCAUGGACCCUGUGACAACAUCACUGAUGACACAUGUGGAUGCAUCAAUGCCAUUCCUCCUGAUGGACAAUACUGCCAGUCUGUUUAUCAGCACAACUUCACAGCUUGUCCUGUUACAACAACCUCUCCACCAACAACUCCUCCAGCUGUUUAUGAAUACAUCAUCUCUGUUGAGUUGAACAUCUCAGAUGUUGCAGUGAUAAAUGGACUGAGGACCAUUCUGAACAACAUCAGUUACCCCAUCAGCAUCAACAACCACAUACAAAUCUCUGACGUCAACAUUUCCACAGUUUGCUCUCCGAGCAGUGGUGGUUUCCAGUGCAGAUGUGAGGAUCAGUAUCGUUGGUCAUGUGACCAGUGUUUCCAGCAUGGACCCUGUGACAACAUCACUGAUGACACAUGUGGAUGCAUCAAUGCCAUUCCUCCUGAUGGACAAUACUGCCAGUCUGUUUAUCAGCACAACUUCACAGCUUGUCCUGUUACAACAACCUCUCCACCAACAACUCCUCCAGCUGUUUAUGAAUACAUCAUCUCUGUUGAGUUGAACAUCUCAGAUGUUGCAGUGAUAAAUGGACUGAGGACCAUUCUGAACAACAUCAGUUACCCCAUCAGCAUCAACAACCACAUACAAAUCUCUGACGUCAACAUUUCCACAGUUUGCUCUCCGAGCAGUGGUGGUUUCCAGUGCAGAUGUGAGGAUCAGUAUCGUUGGUCAUGUGACCAGUGUUUCCAGCAUGGACCCUGUGACAACAUCACUGAUGACACAUGUGGAUGCAUCAAUGCCAUUCCUCCUGAUGGACAAUACUGCCAGUCUGUUUAUCAGCACAACUUCACAGCUUGUCCUGUUACAACAACCUCUCCACCAACAACUCCUCCAGCUGUUUAUGAAUACAUCAUCUCUGUUGAGUUGAACAUCUCAGAUGUUGCAGUGAUAAAUGGACUGAGGACCAUUCUGAACAACAUCAGUUACCCCAUCAGCAUUAACAACCACAUACAAAUCUCUGACGUCAACAUUUCCACAGUUUGCUCUCCGAGCAGUGGUGGUUUCCAGUGCAGAUGUGAGGAUCAGUAUCGGUGGUCAUGUGACCAGUGUUUCCAGCAUGGACCCUGUGACAACAUCACCGAUGACACAUGUGGAUGCAUCAAUGCCGUUCCUCCUGAUGGACAAUACUGCCAGUCUGUUAAUCAGCACAACUUCACAGCUUGUCCUGUUAGAACAACCUCUCCACCAACAAAUACCACAACAGUUGCAACAACCCAGAACACUACAUUCUUUACAACUCCCACUGUCACAACUGAUGCUACAACAGGUGUGAACACAACAGCACUUACCACAACACCAACAAUGAUCAUAACAAAUGCAACUACAGAUGCUACAACAGGUGUGAACAUAACAACAGUUACCACGACACCAACAAUGAAUGUAACGAAUUCAACAUCAGUUGGUACAACACCUGUGAACAGUACAACACCCACAAUGUCACCAACAAAUGCUACAACAGGUGUGAACACAACAACACUUACCACAACACCAACAACGACUGUAACGAAUUCAACUACAGAUGCUACAACAGGUGUGAACACAACAGCACUUACCAUAACACCAACAACGACUGUAAGGAAUUCAACACCUGUUGCUACACCAAAUAGUAACACUACAGCAACUACAACGCCAACAACUGUUACAACUACUAGAGUGACCAGCCACAAUACCACAUCCAGCUCCACAAUCUCAGAAAUUACCUCUACUCCAGCUCAAACCACAGCCCUUACAACAACUACAAAGUCUACUACCACUACCCCCACCAUGACCACUACCACUGCUCUCACCACGACCACUACCACUACCCCUAGCCUUACUACAACUACAACUACUACCCCCACCAUGACCACUACCACUGCUCUCACCACGACCACUACCACUACCCCUAGCCUUACUACAACCACUACCCCCACCAUGACCACUACCACAGUUACUACCACUAUCUCCACCACCACUAUCAGCACAUCUCCUACACCAGAAGUUCCAGAAUUUGAUGUGGAAAUGUCAAUCAGAUUAGAAAAGGAAUUCACAGCAGAAUUAAGUGAUGCAACAAGUUCUGCAUACAAGGACCUUGAAUCACGUAUUAUUUCAGUGUUAAAGAAGCAGUAUAUCAGAAUCACAGGAUUUAAGCGUGUUUUUGUGAAGGCAUUCAGACAGGGAAGUGUAAUUACAGACUUCGUUGUUAAAACAACACAAAUUAUUCCAGAUGAAUUUGCCGAAGCAAAUGAAAAACUCCCAGAAGCAAUGAAGCCUAUUGCAGUAAUCAAUGGCCCAGUUACUUCAGUUUACAACAAUCCAACUCCAUUCAGCUUUCCAGGCGUCACUUAUACUGGCAAUAGCAUGAUGCUGACGUGUGGCCAUGACAACAUUGAUGUGGGAAUCUUUCGUUCUGAGUGGAAAUUUAAUGGACGAGUAAUUCAGAAUAGAAAUAGGUUUGAGAUAACUGAUUCUAGCACAAAGUCUAGUCUUACAGUUAACAACAUCAUCCUUGCUGAUAUUGGACUUUAUGAAUGUACUCUGAGAGGCAGGGCAAUGUAUCUCUCCCAAAAUGGACGUGUAACAGGAAAUAUUAUCAAACAAGCUCCCAAUGUGCAACUACAGAAUAAUGUUAACGUUAAAUGUGUAGAGGAAAAAAUACAACAACUGCAGUGUUGCGUGCAGUCCCCAUAUAAAGUCAAGUGGUUUCAAAACACAGCUGUUUUACUUACAGAGCCCCCUGAGGACGGAGAAACCUAUUGCAUCAAGCAUAAUUACAAGCUAGAAAGCUGCAUCGGAUUACCACAAAAAAAGAUUUUUAAAUGUAAGGUAGAUGAACCAAAGGGUUAUGAAAAGACAACAGAAAUGACAAUCUUCACGACUGAUAUUAUAUGUGAUGAUGCCCAGUAUGGGCCUGGACGACUACAAGACAUAUCAACCAUAGCAUGUGGAAACGGUCAAGAAGGGAGCAAAACUGCGGUUUGUCAGGAAACAAGAGAGUGGAAACUUAUAGAGAACACCUGCAUCGUAAUUGAAAUUAAGGAAUUAUUAAUUGAGUCACAGGAUUUGGUUGUGGAGGAAGUGCCAGAAUUUGCAGCAAAUCUAAGUAAAGCUGCCCAGAAAGACAAGACAGAAAUUGCAAAUUCAUCUGCAACUGUAUCAGCUGUCGUGGACAUUCUAGAUACCAUUGCAACCGUUUCCACCGUUACAGAUCAAUCUGUCAUGGAGAAUGUACUUCAAACAGUUGAUGUCAUCAUUACUGAGGAAUCAAGAGAGUCCUGGGCAGUUCUGAAUGCAAAUCAAACCCGCAAUGCAAGCUCAGUAUUGCUGGGUUCACUGGAAAAGCUUUCUGAUGGGUUGGUUGGAGAGUUUACCAUCGCAACUUCUCGGAUCCUGCUCAACAGAACCAUUUUUAACAACUCCUUUAGUGCAGAUCUGAACUCUAGCAUUUUCAUACAAAUUCCAGACACCAAUGUUACCAACGUCUUUAUCACCACCAUAACCUUCUCCUCCCUUAAUAAUGUUAUGCCAGUAAGAAACACUAGCUUUAAUGCCAGCCUCUUCAACACCAACAUCAAUGAAACUGUCACUGAUAAUGCCAUUAAUGCUGCAGUGGUGCUAGUCCAAAUAGGCAACACAACAAUUGACAAUGUCACUCUGAGUUAUAAGAAGCUCAACAAGUCCCUGUCACAAAACCCACAGUGUGUCUUCUGGAAUUUCAAACUCUUUGAUAAUCUAGGUGCUUGGGAUAAUGAGGGAUGCAAGUUUGUUUUGGACGUAAAUGAUACAGUAACCUGCAGCUGCAACCAUCUCACCUCCUUCUCACUUCUGAUGGCAACAGACAUCCCUCAAGAACUCAGAGAUCUUCUGGAUUAUAUAACUUAUGUUGGAGUUGGGAUAUCUCUGGCAAGCUUAGUUAUAUGUCUCAUUAUUGAAGGAUAUGUUUGGAAGGCCGUUACCAGGAAUAGCACAGCUUUCAUGCGUCACGUUUCCAUCAUUAACACAGCCCUGUCCCUAUUGAUCGCUGACAUCUGUUUCAUCAUUGGUGCCUCUAUUGCUAAGAACCCCCUUGAAAAUCCUGGGGAGGACUAUCAAGUUCCAAUUGGACCAUGCAGCACAGCAACUUUUUUUAUGCACUUUUUCUACCUUGGUUUGUUUUUUUGGAUGCUUGUAUCUGGCCUUCUGCUCUUUUACCGAACAGUCAUGGUCUUCUCCCACAUGUCCAAGUCAACUAUGUUGGCCAUAGGCUUCAGUUUAGGCUAUGGGUGCCCUCUGAUUAUAGCUGUUAUUACUGUUGCUGUCACAGCACCAGGAAAUGGAUACAUCAGGAGAUACGAUGCUUGUUGGCUCAACUGGAUUGAAACAAAGGCCCUGCUGGCAAUGGUGAUACCUGCCUUGACCGUAGUUUUUAUCAACAUUUUAAUUGUAAUUGUCGUCUUGUUCAAAAUGCUGAGAAGAGGUGUAGGAGAAACAGCCCCAGCAGAUGAAAAGCAUACACUUGUAGUCAUUGCAAGAUGUGUGGUCAUUUUGACACCUUUAUUUGGACUAACCUGGUCUUUGGGAGUAGGAACCAUGGUAUCAUCAACAAACAAAGGAAUCCACAUUGCAUUUGCAUUCUUCAAUUCACUACAGGGUUUCUUCAUUUUAGUGUUUGGGACACUAUUUGAUUCAAAGAUCCGCUCUGUCCUAUCAAGGAACCUACCUACAUCAAGCACAGGUUCUAAUCCAACAACAAGUACAAGUCUUGGUGUUUCCUCUCUCAGUGGACUAAACUGGAUAAGUCGACUGCGUGGAAGAAGAUACAUCUACCGUGUGUCAGAAGCCGCAAACUCAAACAGCAACACUGGUGUAUCAGAAUCAUUUGUUAAUAUAUGAACAAACACAACGAUCUGUAAACUAAAUUUAUUUCAUUACUGAUUCAGUUAUUCUGAGAUUUUUCAGUGCAUAACCUGAAACCAUGCUUUCUAUGACAAGUUCAAUUGGAUGAUAUUGUAAACGCUAGUGCAACAAACAUGAUCAGUAAGGGGUUAGGAGUUGUGUGUGGUAGUGAGGUACCAAACAAACAGCAUCACAAUGUGGUUGUAUGACAAUGUUACUGUAGCUGUUUUUAUGAUGAGAAGCCCUCAGAAAGCAAUUGUGACAUAUCUGAAUUGUAAAGUUUAAUUAAACAAUUUUGUGACUGAAACUAUGACAUGUAAAUUGGGUUUUGGUAAUGUGUAACUAAUCAAUAACACAAGUUUGCUAAACAGCAGUCAAAGUGCAAUGUCACAAGCAUAAAGUAGCUCUGGCUUUGCCAUUGUUGUUGUAGUACACAGGUUUUCUAUCACCAACAGAGGGCUGUAAUGUACUGUUUUAUUUUGUUUUUUAUUGGCUUAUUUGACAGCUGGUCAAGAACAUGUGCAUCACGUUGGUUAAUAGUCAAAUUAAGAAAUGAAUGAAUGAAAAUGAAAUUUGAUAAAGAACUAAAAAUGCUGACUA